UUAACUCAACUUGCCAAAGGCGGCUCUGGUCAGAUUUAUACCAAUUCAUUUACAAUGGUGGUAUCCAAACCACUAUUAUUGCAUGGUAUUGUUGGCUUUUAAAUAUCUGUACAUUUUCUGACGUUUUCGUCCUUUUUAACGCGAGUUGGUAAAAGUUGAAGACGGCUAGCCAGUUAGCAAGCCGGCUAAGGAAGUUAGCCAAACAGUUAGCUGUCGAGCCGCGUCAGCUCGCCGACGGCAGCGCUCUUGUCUCCCGCAUUUCGAGCCUACUCGCCGGCCUUUGCAACUAAACAUUCCACCAAGAAGCCAGAAGCCAAAUUAGAACCGCACUCGGACAUGUAAAAACAUCCCAAAGUCCCAUGAUCUUUCAUCGGAAGGACAUGUUUGUUCCAAUUCUGCCGCUUAUUUCAUGAGACGCUGCUUCUUUUUUGACAAAGAAAGCCGAGCGGACUUUCUUUCUGUCGUCCUUGGCUGGAUUCAGCUUUUUUUCCGGGCGUAUGGCUCCACAGAGACACGGCCCCACGGGUGGGAGCCACCCGGUGGGUUCUGGUGCCGCAGGGAGAGCUAAUGGGCUGUACUCGUCAUCUGACUCCAAGAAGGCCAACAUGCAGCUCGUCCAAGCCGACCACGAGUUGUUCCUGCAGGCCUUCGAGAAGCCCACCCAAAUCUACAGGUUCCUCCGCACCAGGAACUUGACAGCUCCCAUAUUCCUGCACAGGACCCUCACCUACAUGUCCCACAGAAACUCCAGGAAGAACACCAGACGGAAAAGCGCCACGGUGGACAAUCUGCUCUUCCAAGUGGAAAAGAUGCGGGGCGAGCAGGAGACGCACAGCCGGGCAUCAAACCUGCAGCUCACCUUUACGGGCUUCUUCCAUAAAGCUGGGAAGCCGUCUCAGGACUGCGAGAACCAGCAGAACUCAGUCUCUCUGGAGGUUCUGCUGGUCAAAGUCUGUCACACAAAGAGGAAGGAUGUCAGCUGUCUGGUCAAACAGGUUCCGGCCGGUAAGAAGCAGGUUCCUCUCAACCCGGACGUGAGCUCCGGCGGCGGCACGGCCGCCAAACCCGGAAACUUGCCCUCCCUGCUGGUCCCCAGCAGCGAGUUUGAACCCAGCAACUCCCACAUGGUCAAGUCCUACUCGCUGCUCUUCAGAGUGGCCCGGGCCGGCUACCCCUGCUCCCCCUUCAACGGCCUCCCCAACGGAGAGCCCCGCCACAACAGAGAGCUGAAUGAGGACUUGGACAGGAAGAGGCGGAGCUCCCCUCUAAGAGAAGAUGGCGAAAGCACGUUAGUGGCUCAGAUGACCGUCUUUGAUAAAAACAGACGUCUGCAGCUGCUGGACGGCGAGUACGAGGUCUCCAUGCAAGAGAUGGCGUGUCCCGUCAACAACAAGAGGGCCACCUGGGAGACCAUCCUGGACGGGAAGCACCUGCCCCCGUUGGAGACCUUCUCCCAGGGCCCCACGCUGCACUUCACACUGCGCUGGACCAGCGACGCUUCAGAGCGCUCCACCGCUCCCGUCGCCAAACCCCUGGCCACUCGGAACUCGGACGCCAACCACGAGAGCAGGCCCGGCACGCUGCGGUCCGUGCACGCCCCCGGUGAGCGAGCUGAGUGCAGAGCGUGCGAGGAGACGCAAAGGAGGGGGGUGAUCUGGACUGACGGGAUGUGUUUGCACGCAGCUCUGAAGGAAUCCAUCAACGGGGACAAAGUCCAAACCAGGAGAGAACACAUGGCAGCAGAAUCACCACAGAAACUGAGGAUCUUCUACCAGUUCCAGUACAACAACAAUACUCGUCAGCAGACGGAGGCCAGAGAUGACCUUCACUGUCCUUGGUGCACGCUCAACUGCAGGAAGCUCUACAGUCUGCUCCAACACCUCAAGCUGUCCCACUCGCGCUUCAUCUUCAACUAUGUGCCUCACCCUAAAGGAGCGAAGAUCGAGGUGUCCAUCAACGAGUGUUACGACGGGUCGCACUCGGGGAACCCUCAAGACGUCCACAACCAGCCGGGCUUCGCCUUCAGCAGGAACGGGCCCGUCAAAAGGACGGCGGUCUCUCGCGUGUUCGUCUGCAGACCCAAGCGGACCAAGCUGAGUCUGUCCGAGUUCCUGGAGUCGGAGGAUGGCGAGCGGGAGCAGCAGAGGACGUACAUCAGCGGACACAACCGCUUGUACUUCCACAGUGACAGCUGCGUGCCGCUGCGGCCUCAGGAGAUGGAAGUGGACAGCGAAGACGAGCGAGACCCGGACUGGCUCAAAGAGAAGACUGCCAAGCAAAUCGAGGAUUUCACUGACGUGAACGAGGGCGAGAAGGAGAUCAUGAAGCUGUGGAACCGUCACGUCAUGAAACACGGCUUCAUCGCAGACCACCAGCUGAACGAGGCCUGCCUGCUCUUCACCGAACUGCACAGCGCCCACAUCAUCGAGCGCAACCUGUGUCGCAACUUCCUGCUGCACAUGAUCAGCAUGCACGACUUCAACCUGGUCACCACGCUCACCAUCGACCGCGCCAUGGCCCGACUGCGCCUCCUGCAGAACCAGGCCUCACAGAGCCGCAGUGUGGACGACUGUGAUGAUGAUGAUGAGGGGGAGGAGGAGGAAUGGGAAACGGCGGUGGAGUCCCAGACUGAGCUGGACCCGGAUCACCAGUCCUCUCAGUGUACACCUACCGGGAGGUGCCAGGAAAGCAGCCAGCAUCAGAACGCCGCAUGAAACGGACCGACGACAGCGGGCGCGUUAGAAAGCAUCGCAGAGCAAUCGAACUGGACUCUGGAUUUUUGGAGCUUAAAGACACCAGAACAUCAUGUGCUUCUGUUGACUUGAACCGCUCCUCAGAGGUCACCAGCACAUUGGGAGCCGGCCUCUCCGGUGGUUCUAGGUUCUUCUUCUUUUGCCAGCGCUGGAAUUAUGAUUUUUUUUAUGUCCUGAACUGCAGCGUUCUUCUUUGGAUCAUCAAGUUCUGAACCGCUGCUGCCUUUCAUCUUAUUUUAUUUCCGUGGGAGCACAGUGAAGUCCACUUUACCAUCGUACAACCAACACUUGGGACUCUAUGAAUAAUUUCAGCCAGCAGGGAGUCAACUAAUUUGCCAAGUAAAGAAGAGGUGAACGUACGUACCUUCCUGGUAGGAGUUUAGCCAAUGCACAAGUGCCUUAAGUUGCAUUCUUUCCAGAGGCCAGCAGGGGGCAACAAAACAAAGAGGUGCACACUUUCCCUGAAAAAACACAAAGGUACUUUGAAUUGAAGUGUCAUCAAGUAUUCACUAGUUUCUGGUCUUCAUUUUAGUUUCACCUUGACAUGAAAAACAGGGUUGACAUCUCAGUCGAGGCCUUGAUGCUCCACCUCCUCACAUAAGACUCCAGCGUGGUCAUCCCCUCUACGACCUGGGCACCAUUUAUCAUUUUUAGUCUUUCUUGGAAGCAAGCGUGCUUAAUAUGUUAGCUUUGGACUUCAGUGGAGUGGAACCGUGAACAGCGGCAGAAUACUUUAAUACAAUGACAGCUUGCUGUGGCCACCGAGGAACGACGGAGAGCCCAUCAGCAGGACUCUUUAAAAAGGCUUCACUUAAGGUGUUCAGAACCACAGCGGCGUGUGAUGAGCACUUUUUUUUUUUUUUUUGAUGAAAGUUUUUGUUCCUUCACGAGACCAGCAGGAUUUUUGCACAAGUUGACAGCAGCAAUGUGAAGAAAACGAUGUUAAACCAGCAUGAUGUUGUCAACUUUGGGUUUUCUAUUAAAAGCGCACAUUUGUUACCUUCUAAACCUGGAUGCUUUUAAGCAAACUAAGGCUAAAUGUCUCUCUGUUGAACGUUUAUACAUCUGACAUCAACACAUGUUGACUUUACAUCAAGCCAUAGAGGUGGUCACCUAGCACGGAUUACAAGUGUACAAUUCUUCAUCCCAGUAGAAAUACAUCCAUUGUUGGUUGAAGAGGAACAUAGAUGUUUUUGUGAAAGGGUACCAGGUGAAGACCUUGCCAAGUAUUUAUUUGUUCCUAGAGAGCUUUGACACACAGACUUUAUAUUUAAAAAAAAAAAAGCAUCAUAGUACAAUUGUCUCCAUGGUGACGGCGACCUCCACCACGUCCACAAAAGAAAGCAAAACAGUCACUUCAGUUAACGUUAGCUCAAAAAGUAGCCUCAGUUGAUGAAUGAGUCAACUUCCUGUUGCACAAAACCUGCAUGGUGGCAACACUGCCUCC
Messenger RNA from Doryrhamphus excisus (bluestripe pipefish), 4200 nucleotides. Its product is annotated as polycomb protein suz12-A-like. Gene Ontology annotation, molecular function: chromatin DNA binding. The record is from RefSeq and is a predicted model, not a curated record. Gene Ontology annotation, cellular component: nucleus; RSC-type complex; ESC/E(Z) complex. NCBI's taxonomy places the organism in Eukaryota, Metazoa, Chordata, Actinopteri, Syngnathiformes, Syngnathidae.